This is a messenger RNA of Alosa alosa (allis shad), 2905 nucleotides long. RefSeq names its product nitrilase 1 (gene nit1). The record is from RefSeq and is a predicted model, not a curated record. The transcript is spliced from 6 exons. Lineage: Eukaryota; Metazoa; Chordata; Actinopteri; Clupeiformes; Clupeidae. Gene Ontology annotation, molecular function: hydrolase activity, acting on carbon-nitrogen (but not peptide) bonds, in linear amides. The coding region runs from base 898 to 2556 and encodes 552 amino acids.
GACUGCUGUUUUUGUUGGGGGGGGAAAACAGGUCCAUGAAGUUCAAGUUUAUGGUCACGUUAGAAGGCUGAGAAUGACACGCCAAGCCUUGUACAUAGCCUACUACUGUAAGAUGAGUAUAAUUUGAUUGUAAAACACAUCCAGUUUGGCAAGUCAGCAGAAAAGAGUGUGACCGCAAACCCCUGCUGCAGUUUUGGAACGGCAUUUUGAGCCCAGUGACAUUAAUUGAACGCAUGCGCUGUGAAGAUUUUGUGUGAACCUGCGAACUCGCGCGGUAGUGCCUUUGAAUGUUGUCAUCAUGCUCGCUAGUCAUGUUACCAUACAGAAAGGGAAAACAUUGCCAAAAUAUGAUCAGUGUCGUACAUGCUGCGACCAGUUUCAUUGUCCAUUCUGUACGGCAGAAUAUUUCAAGCCUACAAGAGCCAGUAGUGUGAACCGUCACCUCACAUUACAUUUCAACCGGGCAGUUCAACAUGAGGGUAAGUUGCCAUCGUAGCCUACAGCUAGAAUGUGAAAAUAACAUACCAGAUCUUUCCCAAAAAUAAUCCCCACCCGUGACAAGAAAUACAUUUGUAGUUUGAGGCAUUUUGUGCGCAGUUCAAAUAGCAUUGCACAGGAGAAGGAUACCACCACAACAGUUACGUGCAGCUAAUGGUUCAUAAGUUGACUUGCCUUUUAUUGUGGUUUGCUAACGGUGUGCUCAGCUGUGCUUGCCACAAAACCAAGAAGGGUUGCACUGUAGUGACGGAGAAACGUCCUCAUUUGUUAUAGUCUUUGAACAAUGUUGGCCCCUCAUCCUUAUCAUGUCUGUUGUCAUAUGUUGCAGGAUACACUAUCCACCGAUGUGGUUUGGGGUGCAGGCCACAACUUCAUUACCAUUGCAUAUACUGCCAGUCAAUGCUGCUGCGCAAAGAAGACUUUGAUAAACAUUUAGUUUGGUGCAAGGCUAAACAAUCAAUCAAAACACCACUGUCUGAUGCGUGUCCAGACAGUGCAGAGACGAGUACUCCCCCGACAGAACCAGGUUCUGCAAUUGCAAAACCGUGUCCAGUAAGCACAGAACGAUGUCCAACGAGCGCAGAACCAUGUUCAACAAGGGCAGAGCCAUGUCCAGCAAACACAGAUCCACUGUCUGAUGCAUGUCCAGACAGUGCAGAGACGAGUACUCCCCCGACAGAACCAGGUUCUGCAAUUGCAAAACCGUGUCCAGUAAGCACAGAACGAUGUCCAACGAGCGCAGAACCAUGUCCAACAAGGGCAGAGCCAUGUCCAGCAAACACAGAUCCAUGUCCAGCAAGCAUAGAGCUGUCUCCACCCCUAUCAGAACCUCAUUCUCUCAGUGCAGAGUCAUCUGAACCAGGAGUUCUUGCCAGGCCAAAAGGAGGGCGCGUGAGACCUGUUGUCCGGACAAGGUGUCCAAUGUGCAAUGUUCUCAUGAACAAGCGUAACAUUGGAAAGCACAUCAUCCGUAAACAUGCAAACCUGGAGCUUUUUGAUGUAAAUGCCACGUACCAGUGUAUUGAUGAGAAUAACGGUAUCUUUGCUGUCCAAAAGACUUUCCAUGAUCACCGUGUCAAGAAGAAACUAAGGGGUGAAAAUUGUUACCAAUCGUCUCAGUCACAGGACAGCCAGUUAAACACGGAUAUAGCAUUGAGGACUUCCAUGAGAUCAUAUAGAUGUGUACAACUCAGGAUGUCCUCAUCACACCCUGUGGCCGCUCUGUGCCAGAUGACCGCGACUCCUGACAAAGAGGCAAACUUUGCGACCGGUGCGCGGCUGGUGGAAGAAGCACAGGCGGCCGGCGCCAGCAUGGUAUUCCUUCCGGAGGGUUUCGAUUACAUUGGUUCCAACCUCAAGCAGACCCUGCAGCUGUCCGAGACCCUCUCAGGCGAGACCAUCACUCGCUACUCAGAGCUGGCCAGGAAGUUGGGGGUUUGGCUCUCCCUGGGCGGCUUCCAUGAGCGAGGGGAGAACUGGGAGACGAAGAAGCGCAUAUAUAACAGCCACAUCAUCCUCAAUGAUCAAGGGGACAUUGUCAGCGUGUACAGGAAGGGUCACCUCUUUGAUGUGGAGUUGGCCGAAAAGGGCGUGUCCUUGAAGGAGAGCUCCUUCACCAACCCUGGCACCACCCUUGUUCCUCCUGUGCAGACUCCUAUUGGCAAGGUGGGACUCGCUGUCUGCUAUGACCUGCGCUUCCCUGAGCAUUCAUUGGCCCUACUGAAGCAUGGGGCAGAGAUUCUGACCUAUCCCUCAGCCUUCACCGUGGCAACAGGCAUCGCCCACUGGGAGGUGCUGUUGCGUGCGCGAGCAGUAGAGACCCAGUGCUACGUGCUGGCCGCGGCACAGGUUGGCCCCCACCACCCAAAGCGCUCCUCCUACGGGCACGCGCUGGCCGUGGACCCCUGGGGGGCGGUGCUGUCGGACCUGGGGCCCGCAGACUCGGGCCUGGCGCUGGUGGAGGUAGACUUGCAGAAGCUGAGGGACACGCGGAGGGAUAUGCCGGUCCAGCAGCACCGUAGGGAGGCCGAGUACUACAGAAGCUUGGACGCUGAUUGAGAGAGUGCUGCUAUCAAUGCCUCAACAUCUGAUUCGAUACUUGUUGGUUGGACAAGCAGUAUCUCAUCAGCGCAAGUGUGUGUGUGUGUGUGUGUGUGUGUCUGCCUGCACUGGGCUGGACCAAGAGUCCUCUACUUUCUCUCAUACUGCUAGGGUAAUUGCCCAUCAGCUUUCCACAGACAUUGAUUUUUCAAUAUAUGUUAUUAUUCCCAAAUAACUCAACACCCACAAUCUGUGUUUAUGUAGAACUGCCGAUAUCCAUGUCAGAAAAAAAAAAAGGCACAAUGAUUUUGCCUCCCUAGCAAAUUGUGAAAAUACAAUGCUUGUAAAUAAACCAAUAUGCUAUCCA